AUGACGCACUUCCGCAAACUUGGAGCGGAAGUUGUGUUGUUGUUGUUGUUGAGCCCGCCGGCUGGAGGUGUGUAGGAUGCUUCGCUCGCUCUCUCUGUGUUUAUAUCUGUGUGAAGCGGCGGGCUGGAAGGCGUAGCAGACGCGCUGGUCUUUCAGUCGCAUGUCGUUACUGUUUCAGGGAUGGACUCGCUCUUCGGGACCGCGGCUGCGGCGCAAAAGUGCUGCUCUGGAGCCGCCAGCAGAAAAACCGCCAAAACCGGCAGCAAAAAGUGCAAAAGCCGCUCAGCCCGAUAUCCAAAAGCGAGCAAUAAUCCGCCUUAUCUACCUCCAGAGGCUGAAGAGGGAAACAUUGAGUACAAGCUGAAGCUGGUGAACCCCACGCAGUACCGCUUCGAGCACCUGGCCACACAGAUGAAGUGGCGCCUGCAGGAGGGCCGCGGGGAGGCCGUGUAUCAGAUCGGCGUGGAGGACAACGGGCUGCUGGUGGGCCUGAUGGAGGAGGACAUGAAGGCCUCUCUCAAAACACUGCGCAGGAUGGCUGAGAGGGUGGGUGCAGACAUUACAGUUCUCAGAGAGAGGGAGGUGGAUUAUGACUCGGACGAGCCUCACAGAAUCGCUGAGGUGCUCAUCAGGAAAGUGCCAGAUGAUCAGCAGUUCCUGGACCUGCGGGUAGCAGUGCUGGGUAACGUGGACUCGGGGAAGUCCACUCUGCUUGGUGUGCUUACACAAGGAGAGCUGGACAACGGGAGAGGGAGAGCGCGACUCAACCUCUUCAGACACCUUCAUGAAAUCCAGACCGGACGAACCUCGAGUAUCAGCAUUGAGAUCCUGGGCUUCGACAGCAGAGGAGAGGUGAGAACUGCUGCGCUGUGUGUCUCAGACAAGCGCAGACUGCCUGAAGAGCGUCGCUUUCCUGUGAUCACACAUAUGUUUAUUUCUAUGAUAGCAUGUAAAGUUUCAUUCUGGGAGUUUGAGGAAGGCAUGUCAGUGACGCUCUACGCCUUUGGCUCGGGGACGACUCGAGAGCACCUGGGUCUGGCCAUGGCGCUGAAGGUGCCCAUCUUCAUUGUGGUGAGUAAGGUGGACCUGUGCGCCAAAGGCACCGUGGAGCGCACCGUCCGACAGCUCGAGCGGAUCCUCAAGCAGCCGGGCUGCAACAAAGUGCCCAUGCUGGUGUCCUCCACAGACGACGCCGUCACUGCCGCCCAGAAGUUUGCACAAUCACCCAGCAUCACCCCUAUCUUCACCCUGUCCAGCGUAUCAGGGGAGAGUCUGGAUUUGCUGAAGGUCUUCUUUAAUAUUCUACCUCCCCUCAGCAACAGCAAGGAGCAGGAGGAGCUCAUGCAGCAGCUCACCGAGUUUCAGGUUGACGAGAUCUACACAGUGCCGGAUGUGGGGACAGUAGUUGGUGGGACUCUUUACAGUGGGAUCUGCCGCGAGGGAGAGCAGCUGGUGGUCGGACCCACGGACGACGGGAAGUUUCGUGAGCUGACGGUGUGCAGUAUCCAGAGGAAUCGCUCCGGGUGCAGGGUGCUGAGAGCCGGACAGGCCGCUACUCUGGCGCUGGGAGAUUUCGACCGUUCACUAUUACGAAAGGGAAUGGUGAUGGUCAGCCCAGAGAUGAACCCCACUAUCUGCUGGCGCUUUGAGGCUGAGAUCGUUUUACUCUUCCACGCCAAAACUCUCCACAAGGGCUUCCAGGUGACGGUGCAUGUGGGCAACAUUAGACAGACGGCCACGGUCGAGGCUCUGCAAGGAAAGGUUUUUCUGGUUCUCACCCGGUCUUCUCUCCGAAGUGCUGCUCCAGCUGGAUCUUGCUGAACUGAGUGAGAUCUCCGAUGUUUUCCACUCGCAGAGUCUCCCGCUCAUUCUCACUGUUAUGGGAUACUAUGAGAAUCAAGUGUAAUAUCAUAGUACAAGAUCUACUUACAUUUUACUGAUGGGAAGGGUGCUGAAGAGUUCUGGAAUGGAUCCCAGUGGCAAAACUGUUUGGCGAUUAGGCUUGUUUAAGCCACAUGCUAGUUUGGCUACCAAAAUACAAUUUGGAUUGACCUUGCUAGUGUUGACGAUGGCAUCCUCUGAUUCAUGUGAAGAUUUGAUUCAUGUCAAUUCCAGCGAUAGUUCACUAAGCAAGAACACAGACCAUGUUUUGGAGAAAUUCUUCACUGAUGUGGUCAUGUGUGUGUUGUACUAGCAUUAAAUCGUAACGUCACAUUUAUCUCUGAAAAGAACAUUCUAUAAUAUUUUAAACAUUCUAAAAAAAUCACU
Molecule: messenger RNA, 2268 nt
Organism: Sinocyclocheilus grahami
Lineage: Eukaryota; Metazoa; Chordata; Actinopteri; Cypriniformes; Cyprinidae
Product: GTP-binding protein 2-like
Exons: 12
Coding region: 181-1821 (546 amino acids)
Biological process (GO): translational elongation
Molecular function (GO): translation elongation factor activity; GTPase activity; GTP binding
Source: RefSeq, a predicted model, not a curated record